Messenger RNA from Kluyveromyces lactis, 1113 nucleotides. RefSeq names its product dynein light intermediate chain (gene DYN3). Bases 1 to 1113 code for a protein of 370 amino acids. Lineage: Eukaryota; Fungi; Ascomycota; Saccharomycetes; Saccharomycetales; Saccharomycetaceae. The transcript has a single exon. The record is from RefSeq and is a predicted model, not a curated record.
AUGGCUACAAAGUUAGAGGCGUUUAUAAACGAUCUCAGACUACAAUGUGAAACUAACGAUACAACGAAGUAUGUCAGUAUCGUUCUUUUCUGUGAAAAAGAAACCACUUUGAAGCUGUUCUUCCAGUACAUUGAUGGCAUUGAUACGAAUUCAGAGCCCAAGCUUGCUGUGCUGUCGCCUACACUCUCCCCCGUUGGAUACUAUACCAAGGAAAUUACCACUGAAGAUGGAUGGCAAGUAAUACUUAAUAUCACAUGCAUUCCGCCACCAUGGAAAUCCAGCUCCAUUGAUCUGCUACCAUCGAUACUAAAAAGUGAUCCUGAGAAGAGUUCAAAGCGUUUUGUGCUUUUAUUGGAUUGGAUUAAUGAGGAUCAGUCCUAUUGGUUGGAAGACAUUGAAGGGCUGUUCGUACAACUAAAACAAGUGUCACCAGAAACAAAGGCUGCUGGAUCUGUCAUGAUGUUACACAGUGAUUACUGUAAGCAUCUUGAGAAUACACACACUAAAUGGUCUUCAACUGCUAUCGAUUUCAUGCAUCAAAGUCUAAGAACGUUAGCCCUUCAUCUUAAGAUAAGUCUUUAUUCAGACUUGAAGAACAGCGUGCUUGCCGCUAAAAGUGCAGUCGGAGUACCCUUGUCUACAGAAGAACAGAAAUCACUAAUAGAUAUGGUAAAUCUUGAGAAUGUUAACGUAACUUAUGGCUCUGACUCUUUGAACAAGAUCGCCAUGAUUGAUGAGAAUUUCCCAUUAUCCGUUUAUAAGGACAACUUGUCCACACUAAAACACGAUUUUUCAGAUGUGAUUCCCGAGAUCAAACCAAGGAAUAUGGGAUCAUGUGCUAUCACAGAACCUAUCAAACCGCUUCCUGAUCUACAAUCUCUUAUCCCAGAUGUUCAAGGGCAGUUGUCCCAUUUAUAUGAGUUACAAAGGAAAAAUUCUUCCUUGAAAAGAGUCACCAAUCAACCAGCAGUGGUCCAAGACAUCGGUCAGGAUAAUACAAUGGCUUUAAACGACAUCGCAAGUGAUAAUAACCACUUGCAACAUGUACCCGACGAUGAUUCUGCUCUCGAUUCCCUUGUUCAUGGCAUCGUACAAAGGCAUCAGAUCUCUUAG